CGCCGCCGUCUGCCCGUCUCGCCCGUCGCCCCGCCGGCCGCCGCCUUGCGCCCCGCCGGUCUCGCCCCAGCGGCCAACGGCCAGCGCGCGGCCGCCCGGCGCUCGUCGCCCCGGGACCCGCGCGCGCCGCACCGCGUUCGUGCAGGAGCCAGGCUCCGGCCGCCUGCCGCGCGCCCACGCCGCGCAGGGGCACAGCGCACGCGCAGAGCAGGGAGCCAGCCAGAGGCGGCAACGCGACGGCCUACGGAGCGCAGCGACCACCGACCGGCGACCAGGCAACGGGCAUCGUCCUCAAACCAAGCCAGUGAAGUGAACCAAGGGUUUAAAGGCGCAUGAUGUCUUCAGAGGAGCUGAGGACAAGCUUUUCAGAUUUGGUGGUGAGUUCGCCAACCCGGACAGAGGGCCAAACUAAUUCUUCUGGCGAUUCGUCAUCCGAGGGGGGCCUCCAAGUCACUUGUUUCACGGAGGACCUUCAUGAUGUCACGCUUCAUUUUCAGAUAGUGAGGUUCUCUAAACAGAUCUAUGUGUGGGUUGGAUGCAACACAGCAAAAUUUGGCCAUCUGUAUGCUGCUGCAACCACUAGGCCUGAUAACAGAGUGAGUGUCACCUCUGUACUUGGAGGAACAUCUGAUAACACCGGAUCAGGGAUGGCCCGCCGUCUAGUGCUGAAGACUGGUCUGAACAUAGUCCUGGCAUGCAACAUCCCAAAAGAUAGCCCCAUGCUCGAGGCUGCUGCGGAGAGGAAGCUGGUGGAGAAGCUGAAAGGUUUGGGCUACGAGAUGAGACCCAUAGCUGGGGAGGCUAAUACUUCCACUGCGCAGUGAUAUGUGGUGUGAAUUGUGAUCUGGUGAAUUGUGAUAUGUGGUGUGAAUUGUGAUCUGGCUUCGGUCAAAGGUGUAGUUUCACCAUUAGAUGCAGGAGAGAAACUUGUGAUUGUUGCUGGGCUCAAUUGACUGGGUAUCUGUACAAUGUGGCAAAAGUGUUCUGAAUUAUAGUGCCUUCCAGGCCUCUUGCACAAGCGACAGCCUGCCAUUGAUGUGGAUGCUCUGAAACUGGAAUCGGCCGAACAAGUUGAGUUGUAACUAGAAUGCAAAUCGAUCGAUGCCCUUCAACAUUGAA
Molecule: messenger RNA, 1119 nt
Organism: Panicum hallii
Lineage: Eukaryota; Viridiplantae; Streptophyta; Magnoliopsida; Poales; Poaceae
Product: proteasome assembly chaperone 4
Biological process (GO): proteasome assembly
Source: RefSeq, a predicted model, not a curated record